Messenger RNA from Scophthalmus maximus (turbot), 2537 nucleotides. RefSeq names its product secretin receptor. The record is from RefSeq and is a predicted model, not a curated record. Gene Ontology annotation, molecular function: secretin receptor activity; peptide hormone binding; G protein-coupled peptide receptor activity. Gene Ontology annotation, cellular component: plasma membrane. The transcript is spliced from 13 exons. Lineage: Eukaryota; Metazoa; Chordata; Actinopteri; Pleuronectiformes; Scophthalmidae. Gene Ontology annotation, biological process: cell surface receptor signaling pathway; adenylate cyclase-modulating G protein-coupled receptor signaling pathway. Bases 360 to 1712 code for a protein of 450 amino acids.
CUUGUAGUAUCAAAAACACUGGUCUGUAUUGUUACACACAUAUUAUAAGCAGAAUACAUGAAUUAAAGUUUUUAAUACACUACACGUCUGUUGCUAAGCGACACUUUUCACACCGAUGCACGUUUCAUUUCCCGAGCGCAGGUUUUAUUUUGAAACAGACGACAGGACGCUCCCCUUUAACUCAUGCUCAUGUUAACCUGAUGAAAGAAGUUAAUCCGAUUGUCCCGCGGAAUACAAUGCAGUUAUCACACGGCGCGGCAGGAUGCUGCGUCGUCAAUCGGAUCAGGUCGGACGAGCAGCUCGAGGUCUGGACCGCGUGAGUCCCAGUUGAUGGAGAGGAGAGGAACCUGGUCAACACGAUGAAGAGAGUUGGACUCGUAGGAGUGUUGCUGCUGCCGCAGGUUAAAUCCUCAUCAGCUUGUCAUCCUCACGUUGAUCUUGUGAAAGAAGAAGAGAAGUGUGUGACAGAUGUUCGACUUUAUGAUUCACACAAAGCAACGGAAAACAACAACAUCAGCGUUCACUGUAAGGGAAUGUGGGACGACCUGAACUGCUGGCCUCCUGCGGCUCUUGGGGAAACCGUCUCUCAACCAUGUCCCGAAUUUUUCAAUUCAGACGGGACAGUACAUCGCAACUGCACCGCCAGCGGCUGGACGGACCCGCUGGUCCCACACGAGGACGCGUGCGGCUACGCUUUCAACGAGACGCUGCACUUCCUUGGAGAGGCCUCAGAUUCCCAUUUGUACUUCUCCUACGUGAAGACCAUGUACACAGCUGGAUACACUCUCUCCCUCGUCUCUCUCACCGUCGCCAUCACCAUAUUCUGCCUGUUUACGAAGCUGCACUGCACCAGGAACUACAUCCAUAUCCAGCUGUUCGUCUCCUUCAUCCUGAGAGCCGUCUUCAUCUUCAUCAGAGACUCUCUGCUGUUUACUAAUGAGGAGCUCUACCACUGUGACUACUACCCGGUGGCGUGCAAGGUGGUGCUGAUGUUCUCCAACUACUCCAUCCUGGCCAACUACAGCUGGCUGCUGGUGGAGGGCCACUUCCUCUUCACCCUGGUGAUCCGCUCCUUCUUCUCCCUGAAGAAACACCUGGUCUGGUACAUCGUGCUCAGCUGGGGUUUACCAGUGGUUGUUAUCGCCUCCUGGGGAUGUGCCAAGUAUUUUUAUGAGGACGAAGGCUGUUGGGAAACCAGGAGCCAUGAAUGGAUUUGGUGGAUACUGCGAGUGCCGGUUCUUCUGACUAUAUCUAUGAAUCUGGUCUUUUUCCUUGGAAUUCUGAGGAUUCUGGUGAGCAAGCUGAGGAUGCCCGACGCGCAGAGGAAUGAAUUCAGCCAGUACAAGAGGUUGAUCAAAUCCACGUUUUUCCUGGUGGCUCUGUUCGGCCUACAUUACAUCCUGUUUGUGUUCUUACCUGUUGAAGUCAGCAGCCUGGUCUUCAAGAUCUGGACGUUUGCAGAGUUGGCUCUGUCGUCCACGCAGGGUUUCGUCGUCGCCGUGCUUUACUGCUUCAUGAACGGAGAGGUGCAGCACGAGAUCCAGAGGAGGUGGAGGAGGUGGCGGCUCGCCCGGCGCCUGCCCAGUCGGCCCCGGCAGCUUCACGGCUCCAUCAGCAACAGCGCGUCGGCCCACACUCAGGUGUCCCUGCUGCCGUGCUCCGUGGGCAGCCCGCCGGCCGCCGGACUCCCGGGCAACACCGUGGACGCGUGAGUCCGGUGGGGAGCGAGACAAAGGAUCCAUGAAGAGAGCAGACGGUCGACCACUGCAGCUCGACUGUUCAAUACUGUAAAAUGAUAUGUCUGUUUUUAUUUUGAUGACAUAAGGAUGUCACCUGCACAGUGGAGGCCCAGGACCAGGAUCUCUUAUAUAAUCUGACAUUAAUUAAUAAUUUAUCUUUCAUUUUGAAAAGAAUUAAGACUAUCGAUCCACUCCCCAGAGUCAUGAGGAUACGCUGCAAAGUUAAGACAGUAGAGUGUUUGCCCUUAAUAUGGUGAUAAAUAAAUAAUAAUCUUUUCUUUUUUAAUAACUGGGAUUUAUCCAACUGCUCAUGUUCUGUCCUGCAGAUUGAGGAUGUUUCCUCCGUCUCAAAGGAUUCGCUCUGUCCAACAGCCAAUAGCAGGGCUGGAGGUUAUCUUACAGAGAAGGAGCAUCUUACACACACACACACACACACACACACACACACACACACACACACACACACACACACACACACACACACACACACACACACACACACACACACACACACACACACACACACACACACACACACACACACACACACACACACACACACACACAGGUCAGUAUCUAGGCAAGAGGUGAUGUCGUCUUGUGGUAGAGGUGAUAGUUAGACGACCAAUGAGGGGACUACAAGAAGGGUUUCCAUGGAUACACAAGACACGAUGGGGUUGGGAUGACUACUACGACGGGGGGACUUUUUGGGGGCACUGCACCGUCCACCUGUGGCGUGUCCAUCUAAAUAUUUCCCCAAUUCUUUGGGUAUCUGAAUAAAUACUUGUGUGCAAGACU